Messenger RNA from Ipomoea nil (Japanese morning glory), 819 nucleotides. RefSeq lists its product as uncharacterized. The transcript is spliced from 8 exons. The coding region runs from base 1 to 819 and encodes 272 amino acids. Lineage: Eukaryota; Viridiplantae; Streptophyta; Magnoliopsida; Solanales; Convolvulaceae. The record is from RefSeq and is a predicted model, not a curated record.
AUGCCUUCCCUUUUUAUUGCUGUAAAAGAUAUCCAACCUAUACACAAACUGAGAGGUAUUAGAGUACGUUGUGUAAGGGUGUAUGUAGUGCCUGAAAGUAGGGGAGGAGGGAAUACCAUCAAGAGUAUGGAGUGUUUGCUCCAUGAUGAUCAGGGAGAUUAUAUACAUGUGGAGAUCUAUAAUCCUGUUGACAAGAUUGUGGGCGGUAGAGCAGCAAAAUUGAUUGACUUUCAAAUAUGUGAUAAUGCUGACAAUUACUUGAUGUGUACCUUGUGGGAUUCUCAUGUGGACUCUCUACUGCCAUAUUACAAUUCUGAUUCGAAGGAACCAGUGAUUGUAGCUAUUCAGUGCUGUAGGGCCAAGGUGGUCAAUGGUGAGGUUAGAAUAACAUCAUCAUAUGAUGCAACUAAGCUAUGGUUUAAUGAGGAGUUUGAUGAGUUCAAGGACUUCAGAUCCAAUUUCGGCACUGGCACUCAACACUCACAGUCAACAGGGAUUGAACGUUUCCAAAAGGGUGAAACAAUUGAUGGUCAGUAUUUUGUUCCUGCUGAAAUAAUUGCUAUAGAGGCUUCAAGAGGUGAGUGGUACUACAUGGCCUGCAUGAGACCUGGCUGUAACAAGAAACUCAAAGAAUCUGAAGGGUCCCUAGUAUGUGACAAGUGUGAAAAACACUACCAAGAAGGUACAGCAAGGUAUAAAAUUUUGGUUAGAGUUUUAGACAAAACUAAGGAUGCACCAUUCCUGGUUUGGGAUCGUGAAGUGGCUGAUUUGGUUGGCAUUCCAACUGCUCUUUUGUAUCAAAAGUACAAACAGAUUUAA